Rotaria sp. Silwood1 is the source of this 357-nucleotide messenger RNA. The record is from the annotation of a GenBank genome assembly. NCBI's taxonomy places the organism in Eukaryota, Metazoa, Rotifera, Eurotatoria, Philodinida, Philodinidae.
AUGUAUCGCCAAACACCAUCAACAUUUUAUCUAUUAUGUUCCGUUAUUGCAAGUUUUAUUCAUUUAACAAUUGCAAUGAGUACAAGAAUACUUAUGGUUGGUUUUGAUAAUGAUUUAACAUCUUCAUCCCUUAUUUGGUGUAAAGCUCGUCAGUUUAUAAUUGCAACAUAUGCUCCAUUGGGAUUAACAUUUGCAUCUUUGGCUAUUUUUGAUCAAUUUUUAGUAACAUCAGGUAAUGUUCGUUUACGACAAUUUAGUAAUAUGGAAAAUACUCAUCGAAUUGUUGUUGCGUUUAUUAUUUUCUGGCAUAUUCAUAGUGUGCCUUUUCUUGUUUACAAUCAAAUACGGCUUCUAUAA